UUGGGGUGGAACAGUCCUGUAAUGAGCAUAUUCUACAGACACUCAGCAUCAUAUGGCUUCAGACCAUCAUGGAUACACACCUUCAAAUAUGCACAUAAACAUGAAGGAGGAGAGGACCAAAGAGCAGGAAUAAACUGAUAUUGUGACGCUUUUAACCAGGAGACGUCUUCCAGGAGAGAAGCUUCACCUCUACACCACAGCAGGAGCGCAGAAGGGAAAAGAGAGCGAGAGGGAGCAGCGUUAGGAAUGCUGUGCCAGAUUGAUCUUAUUUAACACGUUUUUAAGCGAGGAAAUGCUGUCGAAAACAUGAUCUAGAGGGAGGCCGUGACGCCAUCCAUGCUUCGAGGCUUCAGAUGCCCUCCUGUACACCUGCAUUUUUGUGGUACGUUUGGGGGCCGUGUAAUGUCUGAUUGAGUGUAUCAAUGCUGCUGCUGUGUGGAUCUCUUCGGCUGUGGAAAAAAACUAGGCCUUGUUUGCCUGCUGAUCUCCACGCAGGGAAGGCGGAACGCGGCUGUGUGCCUCAGCCUGUUGGGACCGUGCAGAGAGGAAGGGAGAAGCUCACCAUCUGCAUGCCCGUUGGAAGUAGCAUGCACAAUAAAGACAUCCAUGACCAAAGGCCGUGCACAAACCGGCAGGAGCUAUAACACCAGGAUGGUAGCCUGGUAAAUUCCUUUUCACCCCUUUAAACGGCCUGGACUGCUUUUUUUUUCUAUACAAACGAAAUCUACUUGAAGGAAUAUUGCUGUAACACUUCCUGCCUAGUUUAUCACAGUCUUCCUUUUUUUGCACUUUUUCCCACUUGACAUUCUGAAGAUUUGCCAAAACCUGUUUCAUGCAUGUCCACUGGAGGCAGGUUUGACUUUGAUGAUGGGGGGUCGUACUGUGGAGGGUGGGAACAGGGCAAGGCGCAUGGCCGAGGGGUCUGCACGGGGCCCCAGGGCCAGGGGGAAUACGCGGGGGCCUGGAGCCAUGGAUUCGAAGUUCUUGGAGUUUACACUUGGCCCAGUGGGAACAGUUACAGAGGAACCUGGGCGCAGGGCAAGAGGCAUGGCAUCGGUGUGGAGAGCAAAGGGAGGUGGGAGUACAAGGGGGAAUGGACACAAGGGUUCAAGGGGAGGUAUGGGAAGUUGGAAAGCAUUAGCAGUGGCUCCCGUUAUGAAGGCACCUGGAGCAAUGGCUUACAGGAUGGCUAUGGCUCGGAGACCUACUCGGAUGGAGGCACAUACCAGGGCCAGUGGUUGAGUGGUAUGCGUCAUGGCUAUGGGGUGCGACAGAGUGUGCCUUAUGGCAUGGCAGCCAUCAUCUUCUCCCCUAUGUGCACCUCCAUAAACUCCCUACGAUCCGAUCACAGCGAAGGGGCCCCCACUCCAGAAGAUGGCUCUGGUGUCAGUGGGGUAUCUGGCAGUCCGGUGGGGCGUAGUGGCUUUGUACUUUGUGCUCACAGUGAAGCAGACAGGCACAGGAAGAGGAAAGGCCGCUUCCGACAGUCCAUAUUGAGCGGUUUAAAGUUGCGAAGGUCUGAGUCCAAGAGCUCUCUGGCCAGCCAGUUAAGCAAGCAGAGUUCCUUCUGCAGCGAGGCAGGUAUGAGCACAGUCAGCUCAGCUGCCUCAGACAUCAACUCCAACGUCAGCUUAGGUGAAGCGGAGGCAGGGGGCAGCGUGGACGCCACUGUCACCGAAACAUAUGCUGGCGAAUGGAGGAAUGACAUGCGAUCGGGGUGGGGUGUAAGUCACCGCUCGGAUGGGCUUCACUAUGAAGGUGAGUGGUUUGGGAACAAGCGGCACGGCUAUGGCUGCACCACCUUUCCAGAUGGAACCAAGGAAGAGGGAAAAUACAAGCAGAAUGUUCUGGUGAGUGGCAAGCGGAAAAACCUAAUACCACUCCGUACCAGCAAAAUCCGUGAAAAGGUGGAUCGUGCUGUGGAGGCUGCCGAGAAAGCUGCAGACAUAGCCAAGCAGAAGGCAGAGAUUGCAUUGUCCAGGAUGAGCCAUGCCAGAGGAAAGGCAGAGGCUGGAGAGGGAGUCGCACAGAGAGCCCUGGAGGAGUGUCGUCUGGCCAGGGCUAUAGCCAAAGAACUUUCCCCCUCUUUCCAUCACUAUGGGAAUGGACUGGAGUGCCAGAGACCAAAGCAUCAGGACAGGAAAGAGAAAGACCUGGAGGUGGUCUCCACUGGCACAGACAGCCCUGAGCUCUGCACACCAGACACAACACCUCCAGCCCAGACGCCUGACCUGAGCCCAGUUCUGAGCAGCCCACCCUCACCCCCCUGCAGCCCACCUACUCAUCGUAGUAGGAACGCUUGUUUCAUGCGACAGAGUGCUGUGGACGAACAAGGAGGGGCAGAGAUUCAGGUACUGGUGGAAGGUAGAGGCAUGGACAACAUGAGAGCUGGGGCCAACAACUGGACUGCUGAGAUGUAUCCUCACAGAAGAGGAAGCAAAGGGGAGAGCAGUCGCUCCACAACGCCAUCCCUGCUGGAAGAGGAGAUCGGUCACAUUAAUGGUCAUGAGAACUCCUCAACUCAUCACCCAUGGGAGAACGGCUCCUCUAAUCACAAGCCUAUUGAGCAUAUGGCUUCUGAGAAGGUGUGGGAUCAAAAGCCCUGGAAACAUCAAAAAUCCAAGGAACAUACAAUUUCCAGGGAACGAGAACGUGAGCAUAAACCAUCCAAUCACAACUCUGUUGAUUGCGACUCUUCCAAGUUCAAACCACAGGUGCACAUAUAUUCCAAUCACAAGUCCACGGGUCAUAAUUUAUCCAAUCACAAGACCAAUCAGCAUGCUUCCUCCAAUCACAAACCAAAGGACUUUAUUUCUGCACACGAAAAACCACACGUUUCUUACCAUUAUAACCCCCAAGAGCAUGUUUCCUCCUAUCACAAACAACACGAGCAUGUCCACUUCAACCACAAGCCAAGAAAGUCCUUUACCAAUCAUACGAUUGGUGAGUCUAGCUUAAAUGCAUACCAGCUGUCAGACCGUGGAGCCAACAACUCCACUCUGGAAUGGACUGUUGAAAACAAUCCCCAGUGGAUCCCUUCCCAUUCACAUCUGCAGGAGAAAGAAGGGGAAAAUGAUUAUCGGGUUGAAAUGAGGUUCCAGCCCCUAGACUCCGUUUCCCAACAGAACUUUGGCUCUGGCACGAAAGGCUCGGGUCUCCAAGGGCACAAUUUGCAGAGACUACGUCAGCGAAACCAUGAAGGCAAAGAAUGGGGUCUUGCAGCCAGGGAAGGUUCCAUGGACUCUGUGCAGAUGCUCGACACCUUGAAUGUUGGGGUUGACGUGGAGGAAUGGCCUUUGCACAGGGACAUUACUCUUUCACCCCCUUUAACGUCUUCUCCAGAACCACUGGACCAAGAAGUAGAGCAUCUGAACCUGAUAAAGGCAAACUCAGGCUCCAGCUCUAUCCUGGUGGUCUUGGUGAUAUUACUCAACAUCGGUGUAGCCAUUUUGUUUAUUCAUUUCUUUAUUUAAUCAUACGGCCUCUAGAAUGUCAAUAACAGCAUUGAUCAUCAUCAAGAGUAAGAUAUGCACACUUAGCACCACUUCUUAAUAUAAGGAACCCAAAAAUUACAGUAGUAAAUGUCUGUGUAAGUUGGGCAGGUCCAUGUAAAUUGUAAACUUCUUUUAUGGUUCAAUUUAUUAUAUAAAUCCAUUAGUUAACUUUGCUUACUUUUUUCCUCCAUUCAUAAUAAAGGUCCAUUUACAAUAUUCUGUAGAUCUGAAGUAUUACGCACAUUUAGGUUUUUAAAUAUACGGCUCGUCUGAUAUGUUUUACCACAUCUUUAACAGUUACAAAAGAUUAUUUCACUUAUUUUCUUUUCGAAUGCACAUCAGGCCUGAGACUCUGAAGAUUAAAGAUGGUCUUGUGGUUUUAUGUACUAUGAUAUAGUUGAUGUAAGGUGCAGUUCACACUAAUACAUAUAUAUAUAUAUAUAUAUAUAUAUAUCCAACCAGUCUGAGACCACACAUCCUCCCACUGUAUUCCAGGGUACAGCCCUAUAUGAUCGCUGCAGACACUCGUUGCAUCAUCCAUAGAAAACAACUGAUUCCAACUCAUCUACAUACCCAGAUUUGACACAACUAUAGGUCUGUGGUAACAGCUAUCUUCAAGGGCUUCAUCAUUCUCAUACCGUUUUAACCAGAAAAGCCUGCAGAAUUCUUUCCACACUUCUAAUAAUCACUGAAUUUCAGCACAAUCUAGUCGUGUAGUUCGUUUUGAUUCACCGAAUACACCAUUGACACACUGCUAUGCCAGAGUCACCGCUAAAGCAACUUCUGUGUUUUCUCGUACACCACAUCACAUCUGCUAUGUGACAUAAAAGUACAACAGAGGUGCAGCAGUGGUUGAGUAUUCCGGCUCAUACUCGAUGAUAAGGUUUGAGACUGUUUUCAAUAUAUAUUAUUCUAUACUACUGAACAUAUUUUAACAAGUUUGCAAGAUAUCAUUGAUAUGCUGAGUGCCUUUUUUAAUUGAGAAACCUUCCCAGCGAGCAGGUUAUGUACAGGUGACCGCUCAUACAGAGGUCACGUGAAACGGUUUGUCUCUUAUCCCAUCCAACCUUUGAACAAAUCAAGUUGGCUUAAGAACUGAGCCUAAGCCUGUGGAGAUUUUUACAGCAUGUUUGUUAGCCUGUUCUCUUCCGCUGUUACUCUGUGUGAUUUUCUGCCUGUCUCUCUGUCCAGCAACUUAGAUAACAAUUGGGACUGAAAGCAGUGUAAAAAAUACCAGCUUAUGUUUCUCAGUGGGACCUGACUGACAUUAUCUAAAUUAAUGAAUGAUAAACUGCUAUUGUAUAUUUUAUACUACUCAUCCAGUGAUAUCAUGUUGUGAGAUCAUUGCAUGCCUAAGCAUGCCCUUUCUUACGCAAUGAUUUAUGAGAUUGUUUCCAAGUUAUGUGGAAAAUUAAUAAAAUGUUUGAGGUUA
This is a messenger RNA of Ctenopharyngodon idella (grass carp), 4926 nucleotides long. It is a transcript of the gene jph3a, whose product is annotated as junctophilin 3a. Gene Ontology annotation, biological process: regulation of synaptic plasticity. Gene Ontology annotation, cellular component: endoplasmic reticulum membrane; junctional membrane complex; plasma membrane. The record is from RefSeq and is a predicted model, not a curated record. Bases 837 to 3473 code for a protein of 878 amino acids. The transcript has 5 exons. Lineage: Eukaryota; Metazoa; Chordata; Actinopteri; Cypriniformes; Xenocyprididae.